GCCUAGAUUUGAUCCCCUGGAAUCGAAACCAUCGGAAGUUUCUACAUUUUCCACCAAAACACGCUCAGAGACCUCCUCGAAGUUUCUGGAACAAACUAAAUCGCACCGCCCCAUUCCCGUCUUUACUUCUCUUCUCCCUUUUAUAUCUUUCUCCGCCAUAAUUUCUCCACAAACAGAUUCAAAUCUCGGCGCUCGAAGCUUUGUUGUUCUGAGAAAUUAUCACCCAGUUUUCGUUCAGGCAUUUUCACAAACACCUUGCAAAUGGAAGAAGACGGUGCCGUUACAGUGUACAGUGGCAGCGCCAUUACCGACACCAAGAAGAAUCCAUUCUCAAUCAAAGUCGGGCUGGCCCAAAUGCUCCGUGGAGGAGCCAUUGCUGAGGUCACCACCGUCGACCAAGCGAAGAUCGCCGAAUCCGCCGGCGCCUGCUGCCUCGUAGUAUCAGAACCUAAAGGACCCGGAAUCUCGCGCAUGGCCGACCCAUCUCUAAUUAAAGAGAUCAAACAGGCUGUCUCAAUUCCCGUAAUGGCAAAAGCCCGGGUCGGGCAUUUUGUCGAAGCCCAGAUCCUUGAAGCUAUUGGAGCAGACUAUGUAGACGAGAGCGAGGUUUUAGCCCUAGCUGACGAAGAUCAUUUCAUCAACAAACACAAUUUCCGUGCCCCAUUCGUCUGUGGAUGUUGCGAUCUCGGAGAAGCGUUAAGAAGAGUCCGCGAAGGUGCUGCGAUGAUUAGGACCCAAGGGGAUCUAUUAGGUACAGGUAAUAUUGUGGAGACAGUUCGCAAUGUGAGGAAAGUGAUGGGAGAUAUUAGAGUUCUAUCAAACAUGGACGAAGAUGAAGUUUUCACUUUUUCGAAAAAGAUCUCCGCGCCUUAUGAUAUCGUCGCGCAAACGAAGCAGAUGGGUAGACUUCCGGUGGUACAUUUUGCAGCUGGUGGUAUUGUGACCCCAGCAGAUGCAGCGCUCAUGAUGCAGCUGGGUUGUGAUGGCGUGUUUUUGGGACCCGAUAUAUUUAACUGCUCGGAUCCUUAUAAGAAAGUAAGGGCAAUUGUGCAGGCUGUUAGGAACUAUAAUGAUCCACAUAUUUUGGCUGCGGCUAGCAGUGGUUUGGAGGAAGCAAUGGGUGGUUUGAAUUUGAACGAGAAUAGAGUUGAGCGAUUUGUUAGUGCAGAAGAGACUUAUUGAUGAGACUAUAGGUUAGCUUGUCUUAUUUGUCUGUUGUUUUAUCAUAGUAUUAUGUAUUUUUCAGUUCUGUAUUUGUGAGCAGUAUUAUCUUUCUUGGUUUACUUUUGCAAUAACAUGAUGAUGAGUUAAGCAUAGCGUGUCUUGUGCUUGUUUACAUGCUUGUGAUACCAAAAUGAAAAUGGCAACAUUGAUAAUAGUUGACUUGAAAUGAAAUGACUGACUACCACAUUGUGGAGGCA
Messenger RNA from Nicotiana tabacum (common tobacco), 1421 nucleotides. Its product is annotated as pyridoxal 5'-phosphate synthase-like subunit PDX1.2. The record is from RefSeq and is a predicted model, not a curated record. Gene Ontology annotation, biological process: amino acid metabolic process; pyridoxal 5'-phosphate biosynthetic process; pyridoxine biosynthetic process. Lineage: Eukaryota; Viridiplantae; Streptophyta; Magnoliopsida; Solanales; Solanaceae. Gene Ontology annotation, molecular function: amine-lyase activity.